Molecule: messenger RNA, 2787 nt
Organism: Mya arenaria
Lineage: Eukaryota; Metazoa; Mollusca; Bivalvia; Myida; Myidae
Product: melanocortin receptor 4-like
Exons: 2
Coding region: 142-1335 (397 amino acids)
Biological process (GO): G protein-coupled receptor signaling pathway
Cellular component (GO): membrane
Molecular function (GO): G protein-coupled receptor activity
Source: RefSeq, a predicted model, not a curated record
CUGAACUCAUGAAAAUCAAGUUUAGUUUUCAAGUUCUCAUUUUGUUAAAUUGGUAUGCAAGUUACACAUAAGUAUAUAUUACAUGUGGAAGGAACAUUGCGUGAUGUGUGGAAAUGAUAUUAUUCUCAAAACUACAGUAUAAUGAACAACAGCGGAGAAAAGAGUUCUGGACCCUUUUUGGGAUUUACAAGUUUUGGAAAUGCUUCAAAUGUCGAUAAUGCCACCAACUAUUACAACAAUGGAUCAGCAGUUAUAAAAAGCCAGUUUGUCGAGUACAACCGAAUUGUAGAAAUAGUGAAAAUCAUCAUUUGUAUUCUUGGUUUGAUAGCCAAUAUUUUAUCAAUCGUUGCUACCGUCAACAUACCGAGGGAAAAGUGGUCUACUUACACCAAACUUAUCAUCAACCUCGCAGUCUCAGAUAUACUAGUGGUGUGUUCUGUAUUUGUGUAUGUUAUUUUGACGUUUACCGCCAUUCAACACCCGUGCGCUAACGUUUUUCAUCAAAUGUUGCUGAACAUCGCUCUGACGUCAACGUUAUUCAACCUCGUUUUGAUGGCUAUUGACCACUAUUUUGCAAUUAUAUAUGCAUUAUACUACGGCCGUGUGUUUUCGAAAAUACGUGUUAAUUAUGUGAUCAUUUGCUUAUGGUUUGCGAUUUUCUUUUGUGGAGUUAUCGAUAUAUUUGUUGCGUUUGGCAGUUAUAACAAGGACAAAGGUGAUUUUUGCACCUACGUUAACAGGGACCAUUUUAAUUACGAAUUAGUUAUUAUAGUUGUAAUAUUUGCUGUUUUAUUUGGACUUCUACUUAUAUACUCAAGGAUUUGCUAUCGGGUUCGAACAAUUGUUCGGCAAGACGACUUGGGGCGACGUAAAGGACGUCAAGGAUCCCAUUCCCUCAAAGCCGUCGUUACAACGUUCUUAAUCAUUGGAACAUUUGCGUUUUGUUGGUGUCCGCUGGGAAUAUAUCACUUUAUAUACUACAUAUGGCCACCAAAGAUGGACUUGACCUACGAAACCAUACAAACAUUUCUUUUGGUGAACAAUAUUUUGGUGUGCGUAUUACUCCUUAAUCCUCUUUGCGACCCCAUUAUAUAUGCGCUGAGGAGAUCCGAGGUCAAACUUGGCUACAUUCGAUUCUAUAACAGAGUGAUCUUAAGGCGGAGAGCAUCAACGUUUGACCGAAGCACGUACGCUACAUUCCUGCGAAGGAACGGUUCACAUAACUCAUUGAAUGCUAAAACGUCUGCUUUAGUAAGAUUGAGUAUAUCAAGAAACACAACGCAUGAGGUUGAGUACAGAGAAAGCAGCCUGACUACAGAAAAUGCUUUACCAUAACUUAUAAACAGUAAAUUUAGAUUGCUGGAAACUCGCCAUGUGUUUUCCGUGACUUUUAAAUUUUGAUUAUUUUGAUCAGAACGAGGCGUGCUGUGUAAGUAUAGCGUUAAGAAUACAUUUAACUUUUCGUGCGUACAAGCUGUUUGGACGCUCGGCCGCGGUUCCAACUCCGUAAAAAGCGCCAGCAUUAACGCACGAACAUAAGAAACAAUCCUAAUAUUUACAUUUCCUCAUUCCAUUACUUGUUUGUGGUAAUAAUACGUUUGGUUGAAUUAAAUUUCGCGUUUAUCAAGUCAGAUUUUUAUUAUCGAGAUUGUUGAAUUCGUGUUGGAGGCAGCAAAUGAUAUCGUACAGAAAAACAAGUGCGGUUGUUCAUAUUUAAGCAUAGAAAUUCAUUUUGAGGGCAUUUAUGCGGUCAGUCAUCUUAAAUUCUCCGCUCACUCAAAAUGGCAAUUCAAAUGAAGCGCGUUCAAGAUCGCAUAUGAAUUUCAGUUUCUAUCUAUACAAGUUUUUUGAACACUUCUGUUUUCCAGUUUUAAAUACGCUUAUUUUUACAUACGAAGAAGAACUACGCGUCACUGUACCAAUGAAUGGAACAUCGAAGAACCGCCCCAUUCUAACCGCAUCACACCAAUGCAAUUUUAUCAUAACGCAGAACACAGUUCUGUGAUAUUAUCUCUUUAUUUGAUAUUUAAAAAUGAAAGAAAAAAUAACUGCCUCACAUGUUUCAUUUGAUGACAGCUGAUAUCAUUUAUUUAAAGAAUUUUGAAAUUCUUUAACUUAUACUAAAACUCAACAAGUUUCUGUGUGCAUGCACAAGAAAAAGAACAUAAAGAGAAUAAAAUGAGAUUAAACGAGUUAAUCCAAUUCACAUAAGAAUUUUUUUCCUGCAUUUUGUGAUUAUUUGUUACGUAAUUUAAUUUCAAGACAGUCCAAUCGUUGUUUUUUGUAAGAUUACUACAUAACUGAAUUUUGAAAGUCUACAUACAGUCGAGUUGCAUUCCUGUCUAUUAGAAGCUUACAGUAAGCAUACUCUCAAAUUAUAGUUUUUGAGAGUAACAUAAGGCGGAAAAAAGAAAACGACAUUGUGUUGCCAGUUCGUAAUUUCCAUAAUUUUCAUUCCUUGCUGGAAAAAUCCACAGCAAGUGUAUCCGAAUUUGUUCUGUACGAUCUCUUUCUCUCCAUUGUCUGAAUUUCACAAUUCAAUUUAAUAAGAACGGGCUCUGAUCAAGUAGAGCAAGUUUUUGUUCUAAAUUUACAAAUACCUUGUAUGAUUAAUGUCAAAAUAAAUGAACAAGGUAUAACUUGUAAGGAAAUGCAAAAUUGUCACAAAUGUCAACGCUCAACGCCACCCUAUUUGUCUAAACUGGUUAACAUAUACAAGCAUACAUUCCAGAACUGUGUUCGCUUUUGCCUCCCUUUCAAAUUUUGAAAAUUAUAAUGUUUGAAAAG